This is a messenger RNA of Symbiodinium sp. CCMP2592, 597 nucleotides long. The record is from the annotation of a GenBank genome assembly. Lineage: Eukaryota; Dinophyceae; Suessiales; Symbiodiniaceae.
AUGGCUCUUCGCGGCCAGCCCGGAGCUUGGUCAAAGUGGGGAGCGUUCGUUGACUCUGGUCAGGGAUGUCAGGGUGUCACCACCGUGCUAAGGGUGACGCCCUUCGGGCCAUACGGUGGCCUGACCUGGGACUUCCUGCGCCGGGAUCGCCAAGAAGAGACUCCCGAGCGCCUGGAAGCCCUGGGAGCAGCGUCUGGUGCUGCAGACGUCGAGUAUGAGCAGUUUAUGAAAACCAAAGAGGUGCAGAGGGCUAUGUUCCAACAAGAGAACAAGACUAUCGUGCACCAGUGCGCGGACACGGACAUCAUCGAAGCCGCGGUGGGUUCGGUGGCGUGCAUCGACGGCAAUCAGGCAGCAGCUCACGUGGCCUGUGCCCUCAGUGACUGUGCCUUCAUCUACCCCAUCACGCCAUCGUCUCCCAUGGGCGAGAUGGUGGACGAAUGGGCCGCGCAAGGCCUCAUCAACUGCUACGGCCAAAAGCUCAGCGUGACGGAGAUGCAGAGCGAGGCAGGUGCUGCUGGAGCCCUGCACGGAGCUCUCAAAGCUGGCGCGCUGAGCACCACCUUCACCGCCAGCCACUGGGCCGAAAGGGCCUAA